CCUCCGUAAAUCAUGUUAUAGAUGUGGUGAAAGAAGGACCAGACAACUGUUAUUCAUAAGCUUGAGUGAGCUCCGACCUCUCAGCAGUGUCUCCCAUCGGUUGGUUAUGACGGCGGGGCCCACGAAAAAGCGGCCGGGGUCCGCCACAGCUGCUUCUCACUAGAAAAACGAAACCGAGUUUAUACCACAAUUAAGCCUCUGUGAUAAGACCUUGUAAGGUGCAAAGAGAGAGAAAAAGGGAACAGCCGGUCACAAAUCCAAUCUCAAAUGACCCGCCUGCCUCUCCCCGGGCCUCCAUGUCUAUCGACCUCAACUGGGAGACGCUGACAGCGGGGCCCGACGGGCAGGAGCUGGCGCACCGGAUCCGGGACUUCAUCCACACAAAGUUCCAGUCGGUGCCGCUGCCCCGCUUCAUCAAGUCGGUCACCGUGCACGACUUUGAGUUCGGCUCCAUCCCGCCCGAGGUCGAGCUCAAGGACAUCACCGAUCCUCUGCCGGAUUUCUACGAGGAGAACUCGGACCUGGAUGAUGAUGAUGAUGAUGAUGACGAGGACGAGUACGAGGAUGAGGAUGAUGAUGACAGCCUCCGCCAGGAAGAAGACAUCCCCCACGAGCUGAGAGCCGCAGCGGAGAGGAGGAGGAGACGGGCGGCGGGCGAGCCGCACCUCCGGCCGCCGCCGCACAUCCGCACCACCACCGGCGGCGGCGGCGGCGGCGGCGGCGCAGGGCCUCCCCCCCCGCCGCCGUUCGCGACGACAGACCUGGGGAGCCCGUUCCUGGGCGCGUCGACCCCGGGCUUCUUCCCCGGCGGCGCGUCGGCGCUGCACUACUUCCACUCGCAGUUCGCCACCGGCCGGUCAGGGUCGCAGACGCCCCUCGCCGCCGUGGCCGGCGCGCACCACCUCUCCGCCGCCGCCGCCGCCGCAGGUGGUGGUGGUGGUGGCCACAGCUCGUCGUCGCCGGAUCUGCGGAGGAGGUAUGCGGCGGAUGCGGAUGCGGAGGUGGACGUGGGCGGCGGCGGCAGGGGGUAUGGGCAUGGGAGGAACGUGUCGCAGAGCUCCAACUCGGUCACUGACUUUGGGACGAGCCCGCCGGGACCUUCCUGGGGGGGUAAUAGCAGCCAUGGCCCGGGGGCGGCCGCGGGGGGGAACGGGGGUUUCGGCCGGCCCGGGCUGAGGGAGAAGCACAGCGUGUCGACGCUAGCGCCCACCUCGGCCGGGGGCACUCGGCCGCCGACGCGGGACGCCGGGACUGGUGCGCUGGCUAUCGACGAGGACGAGGACGAGGGAGGGGGGUUUGGCAGCGGCGGCGGCGGGGGGAGGAGGAGAGUGGGGGUUGAAGGCGGGCGGGCGGCGGCGCGGGAGGCGCGGGAGGAGGGGGAGCGGUCGGGUCGGCGGUUCGCGGAGCCGCGGGUCGAGGACAUGCAGGCGGUGUUCCGGAUCCGGUACGCGGGCGACGUCAAGCUGCUGCUGACGGCGGACAUCCUGCUCGACUACCCCAUGCCCAGCUUCGUCGGGAUCCCCGUCAAGCUGAGCGUCACCGGCCUGACGUUUGACGGUGUCGGGGUUGUUGCGUACAUCAGGAAGAGGGUCCACUUCUGCUUCCUGAGCCCCGAGGACGCCAUGGUUGCCGUGGGGGCUGAGGACGGUAAUGGCGGGGGCGGGGGAGAGGGCGUCGGCGGGUUAGGGUCCGGUGGCGCCAAGGCUGCGAAGAUGGGUGGCUUGCUACACGAGGUGAGGGUGGAGAGCGAGAUCGGGCAACGCGAGGGCGGGAAGCAGAGCCUCAAGAACGUGGGCAAGGUUGAGCGCUUUGUGCUCGAGCAGGUCAGGAGGAUAUUCGAGGAGGAGUUCGUCUAUCCUAGUUUUUGGACCUUCCUGGUGUAG
This is a messenger RNA of Phialemonium atrogriseum, 1883 nucleotides long. RefSeq lists its product as uncharacterized. The coding region runs from base 297 to 1883 and encodes 528 amino acids. Gene Ontology annotation, cellular component: ERMES complex. Lineage: Eukaryota; Fungi; Ascomycota; Sordariomycetes; Cephalothecales; Cephalothecaceae. The record is from RefSeq and is a predicted model, not a curated record. The transcript has a single exon. Gene Ontology annotation, biological process: phospholipid transport; mitochondrion organization. Gene Ontology annotation, molecular function: lipid binding.